AUGGCGGAAAAGAACACGGUCAUUGAACAAUGCUUGUCCUCUACAAAGGGCUUGCGCUCUUCUGUUUCACAGCUGUUUGAAGAUUUUGUGUCUAAACCUAUCAGCAGUACUGACAAAAGUUCUCAGGAGCCAUURAAAUCUGCAGAGUUUGUCCAAGACUUGAAAAAACACUUUGGGAAUAUACAGAAAUCAGUGAGUAACAUAGAAAAAUCGGCUGCACAAGUGAGUCACAUGAAGACAGACUUUGGRACAAUUGCUUUGGGUAGUGCAGGUCUCAUAAGCCUUGAUCCUGGCGAUGACAAAACGCAGUUAUACAAAGACCUUGUAGGAACCUAUAACUGGCAUGAAAAGCUUCAUACACAGUCUCAGCAAGCUGUUUCUUGUAUGAAAAGAAUACAUCCAUGCUCAGCSAAAAGAAGUGACGAGGGUGUUAAAAAGCCUCGCUAUGGAGUAUCCUCUUCUAAAAGUGACAUGCGUGUAGACAAGCUUGACAAACUGAUUCAGUAUUUACGACAGAAGCAUUCCAAUCUCAGAAUUCUACUUUUUAGAAUUUCUGGAGCACUUAUGUUAGAGAUAACUGUUCCCAAAACAUUCAAAGCUAUGGUAGUACUUAAAGGGAUUGGUAUUGACCAGGUCAUCAUCAGAGGCAUCAAUGAAACUGCUAAUGAACAAAAGGAGGAUCUGUGGACACCAUCAAAACAUUUAGUAUUUCAAAAGCUGACAGAUUAUGCCACAUCUGCAUUUCUACAUUAUUCAACAACAGGAGAACCAGUCGUAAAGAUUGUCAGUUUCUUGUGUUGGAUUGAUAGUUUUCAAGGCUUAUUUUCCAAAAAGUGCACAAAGUGUGGUAAUUACCUGGAAGAGGAUGACCAAAACACACCCCUCCCCCCUUGCUGGAGAACUUACGACACUUUGUUACCUUACCAUUAUAAGUGCUACUCAGCAAACCUGGUGUAGCUUAGAUAGUACCAAAAAUUCUCUAAUUUAUUAGAUUUAUUAGAAUUAAAGCAGAUUUCGUAUGAGUGGGAAACAGACGGUACUGUACUGUGACCGUAAUCGUACUGUAACCAAAUUCWAGUKCCCCAUUGGUUCACCAAAAUUGUGCAGGCCAGGUCCGGUAACUGUGCRGUAACCAUGCAGUAAUGGUGUCCCACUCAUCCGAAAUCCGCUCUAUGUUAAACAACUAAAGGUGCAAGCAAUGCUGCAAUGCAUACUUUUGCAUAAAMCGGUCACAUGGUAUUUUUACUGCAUGCCCAAAGAAUGUAAACAACAUCGAGAACAAAAGGAAAGCAGCCCGUCAAGCUUUACUUUUCUUUGUUUURAGCAUCCCAGUGGGUAUUUUGGYAUCCAGUAUGGCAGAUUUAGUACCAUUUGACCAUUUCAUGCAAAAGGCCUAUUUCUUUGGUGCCAUAAAAGUUG
Messenger RNA from Exaiptasia diaphana, 1419 nucleotides. Its product is annotated as mediator of RNA polymerase II transcription subunit 27. The transcript has 8 exons. NCBI's taxonomy places the organism in Eukaryota, Metazoa, Cnidaria, Anthozoa, Actiniaria, Aiptasiidae. The coding region runs from base 1 to 957 and encodes 318 amino acids. Gene Ontology annotation, biological process: regulation of transcription by RNA polymerase II. The record is from RefSeq and is a predicted model, not a curated record. Gene Ontology annotation, cellular component: mediator complex. Gene Ontology annotation, molecular function: transcription coactivator activity.